Selaginella moellendorffii is the source of this 530-nucleotide messenger RNA. Its product is annotated as thioredoxin-like protein CITRX, chloroplastic. The transcript has 4 exons. Gene Ontology annotation, molecular function: protein-disulfide reductase activity. Gene Ontology annotation, biological process: cell redox homeostasis. Lineage: Eukaryota; Viridiplantae; Streptophyta; Lycopodiopsida; Selaginellales; Selaginellaceae. The record is from RefSeq and is a predicted model, not a curated record. Bases 26 to 499 code for a protein of 157 amino acids.
CUCCCAUGAUUUAGGGUUUAAACAAAUGCUGGACGCCACCACCACCGCUCUCUAUGGCCAGCCUCCGCCAGCCUCAGGGCCGCCCGCCAAGCGGAGGAUCAAGUACGUCGAGUAUGGCGACUACCGAGUGAAGAAGGUGAAUGCCCGGGAGCUCGAGAAGCUCGUCUUUGGCAGCAAAGGCCGGUUGGAAUUGCCCGCGGUGGUGGACUUCUACGCAACCUGGUGUGGCCCGUGCAUUCCAAUGGCUCAAGCGCUGGAACAACUCGCGGUCGAGUUCUCCAAAAAAGUCCAGUUUCUCAAGGUGGACACGGAUGAGGAGUACGAGCUCGCCCAUCAGCUCCAGCUGCGAGGACUGCCGACGCUGCUGUUUGUGACCAAAAACCUGGACAGGGAUCCAGUCGUCCGGACAGAAGGCCUGCUACCUCUCGAGGUGCUCCGGGACAUUAUUGAGCAAGAACUGGAUGUCCAGAGAGACAAAGUGAGUGAGAUCUUCCUGUAAAAUGGAAUGGAAUACACGCACACGCACCUCA